Alnus glutinosa is the source of this 1976-nucleotide messenger RNA. Its product is annotated as inositol transporter 4. The record is from RefSeq and is a predicted model, not a curated record. Gene Ontology annotation, biological process: transmembrane transport. Gene Ontology annotation, cellular component: membrane. The transcript has 5 exons. NCBI's taxonomy places the organism in Eukaryota, Viridiplantae, Streptophyta, Magnoliopsida, Fagales, Betulaceae. The coding region runs from base 73 to 1803 and encodes 576 amino acids. Gene Ontology annotation, molecular function: myo-inositol:proton symporter activity.
UUUCUGGAAGACUUUAUCUCCUUCACCCUUUCGCAGUGGUUGAUAGAUAACAAUCUGCUUUAAUUGCAGAAAAUGGUGGAGGGGGGUUUCCCAACAGCAGACAAGACAGAGUUCCUGGAAUGUUUUCGGACCACAUGGAAAACACCAUACAUUUUGCGUCUUGCUGCCACGGCUGGCAUUGGUGGGCUCCUGUUCGGCUAUGACACCGGUGUCAUUUCGGGAGCAUUGCUAUACAUCCGAGACGACUUCGAUUCCGUUGACAGGAAUACAUGGUUCCAGGAAUUGAUUGUGAGUAUGGCAGUUGGAGCAGCCAUUGUAGGUGCAGCCAUUGGGGCAUGGAUGAACGACAGCCUCGGGAGAAAAAAGUCCAUUUUAACUGCAGACGCUCUGUUUUUUGUGGGUGCGAUUGUGAUGGCUGCUGCUCCGGCUCCUUGGGUGAUUGUUCUUGGACGGGUCUUCGUUGGUCUAGGAGUUGGGAUGGCUUCAAUGACGGCUCCGCUAUAUAUUUCUGAAGCCUCUCCGGCUAGAAUUAGGGGCGCACUUGUCAGUAUGAAUGGUCUCCUAAUCACAUUUGGACAAUUCUUAUCCUACCUUAUCAAUCUCGGCUUUACUCAGGUACCUGGAACUUGGCGAUACAUGCUUGGAGUCGCGGCAGUCCCACCUUUCGUUCAGUUUAUACUCAUGUUGGGACUUCCAGAGUCGCCGAGAUGGUUGUACCGAAUGCACAAGAGAGAAGACGCAAAGGAAAUUUUGCGAAAAAUUUACCCGGCCGAUGAAGUUGAAAGAGAGAUAAGUCUAUUGCAGGCAUCUAUUGAAGCAGACGAGGCGAAUGAGGAGGAUAUAGGACACGAUAUCAUGUCCAAGAUUAGGAACGCUAUGAAGAACCCCGUAGUCAGAAGGGCUCUUUAUGCUGGCGUUACUGUCCAAGUUGUGCAGCAAUUUGUUGGCAUCAACACCGUCUUGUAUUACAGCCCCAGCAUCAUGCAAUUCGCUGGCUUUGCUUCCAAGGUGGUGGCUUUAGGCCUUUCUCUCGUUACAUCUGGUCUGAAUUGCGUAGGCACUGUGGUCAGCAUGUGUUUCGUCGACAGAUUUGGCAGAAGAAGACUGAUGCUUGUUUCUUUGGUUGCCAUCAUCAUCGGCCUCGUUGCUCUCUCCCUGGUGUUCUAUACGUCAUCUAAGAAUGCACCGCGCAUUGAUGACUUCGAUUCCAACCACCUUGCACUCAACGGUAGCUGCUCCGCUUACAUAACAGCCCCCAACCCAUCAUCUUGGAACUGCAUGACCUGCCUCAAGCGGGACUGUGGCUACUGCGCUAACGGCGUCAACCAAUUUCGACCUGGGGCUUGCUUAGCUAAUGAGAAGGAAGUUGGAAAUGUAUGUAAAGGAAGAAGUCGUGUGUGGUACGACAAGGGUUGUCCUAGUAAACUGGGAGUCUUGGCUGUCGUGCUUCUCGGAUUGUACAUAAUAGCUUACGCUCCGGGCAUGGGGACCGUGCCGUGGAUCGUUAACUCGGAGAUUUAUCCGCUCAAAUACAGAGGCUUUGGGGGAGGUGUGGCAGCCAUGGCCAACUGGUCCGCCAAUCUAAUUGUGAGCAUGACCUUCUUGUCUUUGACAGAGGCUCUGGGUUCCUGGGCCACGUUCCUUCUCUAUGCUGGUUUCUCCUUUAUCGGCCUUAUUGCUAUCUUUCUGUUGGUGCCUGAAACGAAAAGUCUGCCGCUUGAGCAGAUUGAGAGCAUGCUUGCCAAAGGGUUCAAGCCGUUUGGUAGGAAAGAGAAGAAGACUGAUAAUGGGGAAGCUGCUUGACACGACAAAACAAGACAAGCUGUAAAUCUAACAACGGUUGCUGCUUCUAUAGUUCUGCUUCGAGCGUCUAGUUUGUCUUUACAUCUUUUCAAGAAUCUGUUUACAAACAAUCAGCAUACAUCCACCAUGUUUUGUUAUGCUUUCCGAAACGAUUAUAUUGUUUGCAUAUUAAG